Messenger RNA from Oncorhynchus mykiss (rainbow trout), 4392 nucleotides. It is a transcript of the gene irs2a, whose product is annotated as insulin receptor substrate 2a. Gene Ontology annotation, molecular function: phosphatidylinositol 3-kinase binding; insulin receptor binding. Gene Ontology annotation, cellular component: cytosol; plasma membrane. Gene Ontology annotation, biological process: insulin receptor signaling pathway. The record is from RefSeq and is a predicted model, not a curated record. Lineage: Eukaryota; Metazoa; Chordata; Actinopteri; Salmoniformes; Salmonidae.
UGUUCGUUCGUUCCACCAAUGAGUCCAAUGAGCUGGGAAGAAUUGGCUAGAUUGACAGGCACGCCUCUUCAAGGUUGCGCCGCCUUUUAUGACUGUAGUUUUCUUCUCUUUUUUUACUGCAAGCCAAAACUGGAUGUAAGAACGUCACAUGUUGUUUUCUCUCUCAGUCACUGUGGUGUUAUUUGGUGCUUAACUGUUGCAGAUAGCGGACGGGAAUACCGGUGUCGGGUAAUGGAAUAAGUAAAGCGGAUUUUUCGGUGCUUUGGAAAAUAGCACAAAACAACUUAUCUAAAAGUAAGUGAAGCGUGCGCAUCAGAAUGGCGAGUCCUCAAACGAAUGGAGGACACUUGUUGUCUAAUGUGACCAAUAACAUUAAGAAAUGUGGAUAUCUAAAGAAACAGAAGCAUGGACACAGACGUUUUUUCGUGUUGAGAGAACCCAGCGAGAGCUUUCCUGCCCGCCUGGAAUACUACGAGAGCGAGAAGAAGUGGAAAAACAAGUCGGCUGCUAAAAGGGUGAUACUGCUGGACUCCUGUCUUUGCAUAAACAAGCGAGCGGACUCCAAGCACAAACACCUCAUCGCCUUUUACACCAAGGACGAAUACUUUGCAGUGGCAGCCGAAAACGAGCAGGAGCAGGAGAGCUGGUUUCGAGUGUUGUCGGAUUUGGUCGAAGAGGGGAAAGUCUAUGACAGCCCCGCGUCUAAUUCCAACUCUCUUUUCUGUUUUGAGGAGGCGAAUUACAGUAUGAUCACGCCGGCCACUGCCUUUUGCAAGGAGGUAUGGCAAGUGAAUUUGAAAUCCAGAGGACUGGGUCAAACAAAACAUUUGACAGGGGUGUUUAGGCUGUGUUUAUCUAGUCGGACUAUCAGCUUUGUGAAAUUGAACUCGGAGGUUGCAGCUGUGAGUUUACAGCUCAUGAAUAUCCGGAGAUGUGGCCACUCCGACAGCUUUUUCUUCAUCGAGGUUGGUAGGUCGGCUGUCACUGGCCCUGGUGAGCUCUGGAUGCAGGCGGAUGACUCGGUAGUUGCGCAAAACAUCCACGAGACCAUCCUGGAGGCGAUGAAAGCCAUGAAAGAGCUGUCAGAAUCAAGACCGCGCAGCAAGAGUCAGUCGGCUAGCACCAACCCCAUUUCCGUGCCCACAAGACGCAACUUGAACAAUCUGCCUCCAAGUCAGACAGGGUUGGUGAGGAGGUCGAGAACAAACAGCAUAGUGGCCACAUCCCCAUUGAGCAAGUUCACAUCCUGUCGAAUAAGGACAGCUAGUGAGGGGGAUGACAGCAUGGUCAGGCCAGUGUCUAUGUCAAUAUCUAUGAGCGGGAGACCCACCAGUCCCCUCUCCAACCGGAACCCUCUGAGCAGGUCCAAUACGCUCUCCACUGGCCGCACCUGCCGGAUACUGGAGUCCAGCCUCCAGCACAGCCGCUCCAUGCCUGUCUCCAACUCCCCUCCCUCAGUCUGCAGUUCCAUCUGCCUCUCCCCCAUGAGUGGGACCCUCCCCACCCCUGAUGCGGUCCACCGCCCCUUCAGCUGCAGCGCCUCUAUCUCAGGCUCCCUCAGCGACGCAAGCUUCAUGCUAUGCAAUGAGCACAGCUCCAGCCCAGGCGACACCUCCAUUCUCCUGCCCAUCACUAGGAGUGACACCCACAACUCCCUCUCCAGCACUCCUCCCUCCCGGGAGGCCAACGAUCUGUGUGGCUACAUGAUUAUGGACAGGACCAAUUACCAACGGCAGGUGUGCCAGGAGGAGGACUUGACAUCGGAGAAGGCGUACAGGAAGAGAACAUACUCCCUCACCACACCACGCCAUCAGCGGGUGCCCGCCCAGCUGUCCUCUGCCUCGUUGGAUGAGUACACCCUAAUGCGGGCUGCCCACCACACCAACAGCGGGCACCACUCCGGGCGCAGCUCCAUCUCCGCCUCCCCAAAGGUGUCCUACCCCAAAUCCAAUGGUAACCAAGUAGGGGAUGAUGGCUAUAUGCCUAUGAUGGCGGGCGUGUCAGCACCGCCCAGGGGCAACAACAGCAAGGCAGAUGCUUACAUGCCCAUGAGCCCCAUGUGUGUCUCGGCUCCCAAGCAGAUCAUUAACCCCUUGGCCCAAAACCACCAGUACGAGGCCGGCGACCAGACCAACUCACCCAGCAGCGGAGGGUCCUUGGAGGACAGUGGCUACAUGAGGAUGUGGUGUGGCUCCAAGUCUUCCGUUGAAAGCCCAGACAGCCGCUCGACCUACAUGAACAUGUCCCCUCGCAACGCCGCUUACACCACCUCGCAGACCCCCCCGGACUACUUCCUAGACCAGCUUCCGGGUCGUGAGCCUUCCAUCACACCUAUCUACUCCACAGACUCCCUGCCACGCCCCAUCAAACUCCACCAGGCUUCCAAGGAGGCGGGGGACACUGGUGACCAGUACGUCCUGAUGAGCCCACAAGGCCAUCAGUCGCUAGGUAGGGAGUCAGACGACUACUACUCAGUGAUGACCAAUCCGGCCCCGCCCAACUCCUCGGUGCCCUCGCCCAUCAGACAGAGCCGGGGGACUGAGAGCCUGACAUCCCACCGGGGGAGAAUGGGGCGACCUAACCGGCUAUCUCUGGACAGCUGUAGGAUCCUACCCAGCAUGAACGAGCACCUCUUGCCCGGGGAACCCAGGAGCCCGGGCGAGUAUAUCAACAUAGACUUCAGUGAGGGCACCAAGUACUCCCCGCCGUCAGCAUCCAAUGAGAGCCAGGAGUCGUCUCUGGGCUCCAGCGGCGGCCAGCCGAGGUCCCCUCUCUCCGACUACAUGAACCUGCACCACGUUGUCUCACACUCACCCAAGACCGGAGACACCCCUGCCGGACGGUUAGACACGGUCCCUGAGUCAUCCCUGUGCCCUUGUCUGGAUGGGGAGGGGGUGUACCGUCUUAGAUCGAAGAGGGAUUCCAAGUGCCCCCAGAGAGGCAAGGAUGAGUACACCGAGAUGACAUUUGGACUUGGAAUGACCAACAUGCCUUCCCAGUUCGUCCCUCAGACCUCAGCAAGCCCCAGUGCCAGAGAGAAGAGGCUAUCCCUGGGUGAGCAGGGCCUCCCGGGGGGCAUGGGGGUGUUCCUCCUUGGCGCGGCCACACCCGUGGAUCCUGACAGGGCCGCCAAGGUGAUCCGGGCCAACCCCCAUGGGCGCAGGCGGCACAGCUCUGAAACCUUCUCCUCUACGGCUACCGUCACCCCCGUGUUCCCCUCGUUCGCCCAUGGGGACGCCAAACACCACAGCUCGGUGGAGAACCUGUCGGUGCGGAGCAGCGAGAGCUCCGACGAGGAGUGUGGCAGCCCCAUGAGUAGAGAGAUCUCUGGGGGCUUCCAGAAUGGACUGAACUAUAUUGCCCUGAACCUGAUGGAGGACAGGGACCUGGAGGGACCUUGUUGCGAAGACCUGACCACGGCCAGCUUUAAGCCGGCCAGCAGCUGCAAGGGAGCCCUCCAUGGAUUACGUGUCGCGCCAUACGUCUGUUUGGGGUUCAAGGAGGCGGUCACCUCUGUUAAAGACUGAACAGGACAGUGGACAAUCCAAGCCCUCAUCAUCCUUGUUCUGAGAUGGACAGUCAUACAUUGGGGUGGCCGAGACAACCUGCUGCUGUAAAUGAAGUCAGUCUGUGCCUCGUGACCCAACAAACACCCCUGCCGUGACUAACUCUCGCCCAAUCCUAACACUGGUGCUGUCCCAGAGACUCUGUACUAAAAAGUAGAUGGGGGGGGGGGGGGGGCAGGCAGAGGCUCCUGUAUGUGGGGGGCCUCUAUAUGUGACUAGAGGCUAUAUUUCUAGCUCUGUUUAUUUGUUUAGAAUUUUCCCUCUGGUUUUUGGUUGUGGCUCGUGGACUGUGAGUAGCCUGUUUGACCCCCAGGACAUGUGAAGCAAACCCUGGUAAAGCACAGUAUGUGUACUUAAAACCCCCUCACACACACACACACGGUACGCAGAUAUUAUUUAUUUGCUUACAUGAGUAUGGAUGGGUCAAAGUUUGUCUGUGUGUGUAAAAACGGACACCAUGACCGUUUCAGUAACACAUUCACGAACAAACCGUUUAAAAUAAUCCAAUCCCUACCUCAGAAAGAGCAAGGCCGCACACUGAGAAACGUAUAGAUAUAUUUAGGUUCUAUUUAUUUUGGAAUGUUUCAUAUAGACCAACCCAAAGCCUUGUCUCUGUGGUUGUAUUUGUACUGCACAACAAAGAAAAUCUGAUUUUAUUCUACUAUUUUCUUAAAUCUAAUUUAAUUUUAGCCUGCUUUAUCAUGAUAUAGUUGAAGUCGGACGUUUACAUACAUUUAAAUUCCAUUUUUCACAAUUCCUGACAUUUAAUCCUAGUGAAAAUGCCCUGUCUUGGGUCAGUUAGGAUCACCACUUUUAUAAGAAUGUG